Melospiza georgiana is the source of this 1352-nucleotide messenger RNA. RefSeq lists its product as uncharacterized. NCBI's taxonomy places the organism in Eukaryota, Metazoa, Chordata, Aves, Passeriformes, Passerellidae. The coding region runs from base 540 to 1352 and encodes 270 amino acids. The transcript is spliced from 10 exons. The record is from RefSeq and is a predicted model, not a curated record.
CGGUGGCCGCUCUGCACCAGGAACGGGAGGUUCUCCAUGACGUGGUGAGCUCCAUCUCCACCAAGAACAGGAGGUCCAUGAGGUUCUUCACCACGUGGUGAGAUCCAUCUCCACCAAGAACCAGGAGGUCCAUGAGGUUCUCCACCAUGUGCUGAGCUCCAUCUCCACCAAGAUCCUGGAGGUCCUUCACCAUGUUGAGAGAUCUAUCUACACUGAGAACCUGGAGGUCUGUGAUGUUCUUCAUCAUGUGGUGGGAUCCAUCUCCACCAGGAACCUGGAGGUCUGUGAGGUUCUCCAUCAUGUGGUGGCACCCGUCUCCACCACAAACAGGAGGUCCGUGAGGUUCUCCACCACGUGGUGGGAUCAAUCUCCACCACGAACCUGGAGGUCCAUGAGGUUCUUCACCACGUGCUGAGCUCCAUCUUCAUGAAGAACCUGGAGGUCCAUGAACUUCUUCACCAUGUCCACGUGCUGAGCUCCAUCUCCACCAGGAACAGGAGCUCCAUGAGGUUCCUCACCACGUGCUGACCUCCACCUUCAUGAAGAACCAGGAGCUCCAUGAGGUUCUCCAUCACCUGGUGAGCUCCAUGUCCACCAAGAACCUGGAGGUCCAUGAGGUUCUCCAACUUCACCAUGUGCUGAGCUCCAUCUCCAUGAAGAACCUGGAGGUCCAUGAGCUUCUCCACCACGUGGUGAGCUCCAUCUCCACCAAGAACCUGGAGGUCCAUGAGGUUCCUCACCACGUGGUGGGAUCAAUCUCCACCAGGAACCUGGAGCUCCAUGAGGUUCUCCACCACGUGCUGAGCUCCAUCUUCAUGAAGAACCUGGAGGUCCAUGAGGUUCUCCAACUUCACCAUGUGCUGGGCUCCAUCUUCAUGAAGAACCUGGAGGUCCAUGACGUUCUCCACCACGUGCUGAGCUCCAUCUCUACCAAGAACCUGGAGGUCCAUGAGGUUCUCCACCAGGUGCUGAGCUCCAUCUCCAUGAAGAACCUGGAGGUCCAUGAGGUUCUCCACCACGUGGUGAGCUCCAUCUUCAUGAAGAACCAGGAGCUCCAUGAGGUUCUCCAUCACAUGGUGAGCUCCAUGUCCACCAGGAACCUGGAGGUCCAUGAGGUUCUCCACCACGUGGUGAGCUCCAUCUUCAUGAAGAACCUGGAGGUCCAUGUGCUGAGCUCCAUCUCCACCAAGAUCCAGGAUCUCCAGGAGCUUCUCCAUGCUCCCCUCACCGAGCUCCAUCUCCAGCAGGACCUCCUGGCCAGGGAUUGUCCCCAUCCUCCCCCACCCACCCGGAGCAGGAGAAGUCCUCGAGGUCCACCCCGACCUCCUGGCUGUGUCUCCAGGGGUUCCUGA